UAUAUAUAUGUUGUAUACAUUAAUUAUUGUCCUCUCCAUAUAUAAUUGAGUGCCCACCGACCCAUACAAUUAAUCAGGUUUACCUUUACUUUCCACUCCGCAAAAAAAAAAAAAAAAAAAAAUGCUAAGGUCGUUGAAUAUUAAAGAUAAUUGCUCUUCUUUCUUGAGCUUCUUCUUCAUUUUUUUCAUCAUCUUGUCUUGUAACUAUAAUCAUGUUUAUGCCCUAAAUAUCGGAGUCCAAGCCACCGGUACUUCCGUCAGCGUGAGCAAAGGUUGCAGUAGAAAAUGUGAGUCAGACUUCUGUUCAGUGCCACCGUUUCUACGAUAUGGAAAGUACUGUGGGCUGUUAUACAGUGGAUGCCCAGGAGAGAAGCCUUGUGAUGGACUCGAUGCCUGUUGUAUGAAGCAUGACGACUGCGUUCAAUCUAAGAACAAUGACUAUCUAAGCCAAGAGUGCAGCCAGAAGUUCCUAAAUUGUAUGAAAAACUUCAAGAACUCCGGAGGCCACACGUUCAAGGGCAACACGUGCGAGGUCGACGAGGUCAUUGAUGUCAUUACCCUAGUCAUGGAAGCUGCUUUGCUCGCCGGCCGAUAUCUUCACAAGCCUUAAUGAUUAAUUAUUUAUCAAAACCACUACAAUUAUGAUCAUUUUAACCACGCACAUUCAUGUACCAAGUACUUAUUUCUACCUCCGUUUUUCAUCCUUGUUAUAACUUUGAAUCAACAACAACAACAAACAUGUGUUUCCUUCAUCCAACAAUAAACAUGUCAUUUGCUUUUAUA
This is a messenger RNA of Morus notabilis, 783 nucleotides long. Its product is annotated as phospholipase A2-alpha. The transcript has 4 exons. The coding region runs from base 122 to 610 and encodes 162 amino acids. Gene Ontology annotation, biological process: lipid catabolic process; arachidonate secretion; phospholipid metabolic process. NCBI's taxonomy places the organism in Eukaryota, Viridiplantae, Streptophyta, Magnoliopsida, Rosales, Moraceae. Gene Ontology annotation, molecular function: calcium ion binding; A2-type glycerophospholipase activity. The record is from RefSeq and is a predicted model, not a curated record.